CCUUGUGGCAGGUCUCCGAUUUUCUUGACAGAAACCAGAAGUAGAAUUUAAAGAGCCCUAAUCUUGAGUUUCACAAAGUAAGAAUUAUAUAUAUUUUUGCGUGGGAAGGAGAUUUGAGGAAGGUAGCGUUUCAUGUCAAAUUGGGACGACGAAGACUAUGAACCCCCUGUGGUAGGGGCGGCGGGUGCGAAAGACGCGUGGGACGGAGAGGAUGAAGAUGUGAAGGAUGCGUGGGAUGCCGACUCCAGUGACGAGAAGGACUCGGCUGGACAGCCCGGAGGAGAUGACGCCUCAAAACCUGUGAAGAAGAAGAAAACAUUACAAGACAAAAUCCGAGAGCGGGAGGAGAGGCAGCGUGAACUAAUGCAGAAAAAAGCGGAAGCCGAGCGUAUUUACACAGAAGCGGAGAAGCGACAAAUGCAGGAAGAAAGUGAUCUGCUAAUUGCACAGGAUGCGCUAGGGGUAGAGAAUUUAUCACUUGCACCGAAUCAGGGCCUUUUGGAGAAAUUCAACCCCCAAGGGUUAGAAGAUUUUGUGGAAUUCCGCUUCCAGUUGACCAAUAAGCUGUUAAAUUUUAAAGACUCCCCACACUUCUACCUGUUUGCAGAAGAUCUUUUCCGAGAAUUGGCUAGUGGUUUGAACUCAGAAGAUACGAGAAAAUUGAGCACUAUGCUAUUGGCAAUGUCCAAUGAGAAGGUGAAACGGGAAAAAGAGGGUAAGAAGGGGAAAAACAAGAGCAAAAAGCAGCUGAAACAGGUGGGAAAUGCUAUUAGUGAGUACAAUGGAUAUGGCGAUGAUGAGCCUUUUGACGAUCCUGUUGGCGAUGAAUUUGACGACUUCAUUUAACUCAUUUCACUUUUGCGGCGACCCUAGUAAAUUACCGAUAUGCUCCAUAGGGUCAAAGUUGAAAGCUAUUUAAGUCUUGAGUCAGCGCGUAAUAAAAUUUAUGUAUUCAUGCGUUGUUGCCGAGGCUUGAAUAGGCAAUAAUCCUGAGUUAUGUUUUACAGAAGAGCAAAAAAUUGUCAUCUAAGACGAGGUUUAUGAUUGAAGGCGCUACGAUUAUUAGGGUUUGGGAUAAUUUAUGUCAUAUUACGUAAUCAGUAAAAUGUCAAUUACAAUUUUUUAAUAAAUGCUACACUGCUGUGCUGUUUGUUAUGUUCGCUUUUCUAAUGAUGUACUUUUUUCAGAAAUUUAUUUGUGCCUAAAUGAGGAAAUAUAUUUUGGAGAAUUAAUUUUCUUUACCACUA
Molecule: messenger RNA, 1247 nt
Organism: Symsagittifera roscoffensis
Lineage: Eukaryota; Metazoa; Xenacoelomorpha; Acoela; Convolutidae
Product: eukaryotic translation initiation factor 3 subunit J-like
Exons: 3
Coding region: 133-846 (237 amino acids)
Cellular component (GO): eukaryotic translation initiation factor 3 complex; cytoplasm
Molecular function (GO): translation initiation factor activity
Source: RefSeq, a predicted model, not a curated record